Messenger RNA from Podarcis raffonei (Aeolian wall lizard), 4167 nucleotides. RefSeq names its product extracellular leucine rich repeat and fibronectin type III domain containing 1 (gene ELFN1). Gene Ontology annotation, molecular function: protein binding. Lineage: Eukaryota; Metazoa; Chordata; Lepidosauria; Squamata; Lacertidae. The record is from RefSeq and is a predicted model, not a curated record. Gene Ontology annotation, cellular component: plasma membrane. Bases 925 to 3318 code for a protein of 797 amino acids. The transcript has 4 exons.
UGCCCGCGAGGGGGCGGCCAGGCGGCGCUGGAGAACCAGCCGCGGAGGAUCGACGGGCGCGGAGAGGAGAGCGCUUAAGGCGCGGCGGCGGCUGCUGCCGUCCAAGGGAACAGAGGAACGGCCGCUCGACCCACCUGGGCUGGCUGCCUUCGCACAGGGAGAGACAGGACUUCCAGCCGUGACCGGUGUCUAAAUCCUUUGGUGGCACCAGAAUGUCAGAACAUCCCUGCAAGUCAACAACACGUUCCACAACGCUGCUUGCUCUGCGAGGAAGGAUGAAGCUCCAGUUCAAAGGCCACCUUUGGUGACCCGGUCCUUCCAAGACCUUCAGAAACCCUGAGUCCAUUGUGCCUGGCAGCAACACACAGAUGAUGAGAAGGCAAAAUCCAUGACUUCCGCUGGGGAACAUCCAUUUGGCGGCUGCUUUCGGAUGUCAGAGUCUCCGGCACCAAGGAGACCCAAGUAACCCAGCAGAAGCAGCAUUACCAGAGGCAGUCGUGACAAGGAAGGGUGAUGGAGAAGGAGCCGAGCCUCAAAGGAGAAGCCGGCGGCAAGACGAGCACCGGGAAACGCCCUGCCGAGAGGGAGAGAGAAGUGUGUGCCUGAACCGGACCUCCCUCUUCCGCCCAGGUCCCUCCUUGCGCCCCCCCCAAAGGAAGACCAAUAGGAUGGCAGGAGAGACAGCUUGCCAGAAAGCCCUUUGCUAGAGCUUUUUGCCCAAGGGGGCACCCUGGGAAAGAUCAGCGCCGGACGAGGAAUCCCCUUCCCACCUCCUCCUCCGACUGGAUGUUCCCUUCAUGGUCCGAAACCAUGGAGCGCAAGGAGAGAAUGGCGAACACUAACCCAAGGCGGGGUCUUGUGCUGUGAGGCAGACUGUCGCCCCUUUCCCCUUGCAGGCCCCUCGUCCCCGCCCAGCCCUCCCAAAUGGCAGGCCGCCGGUGGGCCGCGACGUCAGCCCUGUGCACCUGCGUGGCGGCCGUCUCCCUCCUGUACGUGGGGAAGGCGCAGGCGGACUGCUGGCUGAUCGAGGGCGAGAAGGGCUUUGUGUGGCUGGCCAUCUGCAGCCAGAACCAGCCGCCCUACGAGUCCAUCCCGCAGCAGAUCAACAGCACCAUCCUGGACCUGAGGCUGAACGACAACAAGAUCAAGAGCGUGCAGUUCUCCUCCCUCAGCCGCUUCAGCAAUCUCACAUACCUCAACCUGACCAAGAACGAGAUCUCCUACGUCGAGGACGGUGCCUUCUCCGGGCAGUACAACUUGCAAGUGCUGCAGCUGGGCUACAACCGCCUGAGGAACCUGACGGAGGGGAUCCUGCGGGGCCUGGGGAAGCUGGAGUACCUCUACCUCCAGGCCAACCUCAUCGAGUCCGUCACCCCCAACGCCUUCGGGGAGUGCCUCAACAUCGUCAACAUUGACCUGUCGAUGAACAGAAUCCAGAGGCUGGACAGCAGCACCUUCCGGGGCCUGGCCAAGCUGUCUGUCUGCGAACUCUACAGCAACCCCUUCUACUGCUCCUGCGAGCUCUUGGGCUUCCUCCAGUGGCUCGAGGGCUUCACCAACAUGACCCGCACCUACGACCGCAUGCAGUGUGACUCGCCGCCAGACUACUCUGGCUACUACCUUCUGGGCCAAGGCCGGAGCGGGUACCGCAAUGCCCUGGGCAUGCUGUCCUCCCUCUGCACCGGGGGCCCCUACACCAUGCCGCCUUACUUGAUCCCGCUGAAGAACCCGGUGACCACCGCUCCGCCUGAGAGCCCGUGCCCCGAGGAGGAAUGCUUCUCUGGGGACGGCACCACGCCCCAGGCCUCGCUGCACACCCCCGUGAUCGACCCGGGCCUGUUCCCCACCAUGAAAGUGAAGCAGCUGACCCACAACUCGGCCAUCCUGAGCGUGCAGAUCCCGGUGCCCUUCAGCAAGAUGUACACCCUGGCGCAGUUCGAGAACGGCCGCUACAACGUCCUCACCAAGCUGCUGAAGAAGAAGGAGGACAUCACGCUGACGGACCUGGGCCCCAACGAAGACUACACCUACUGCGUGAUGUCCUCCAACCGCGUCUCCAGGUACAACUACACCUGCCUCACCAUCAACCUCAACAAGCAUAACCGGGAGGAGCCGGUGCCCAGCCCUUCGACGGCCACUCACUACAUCAUGACGAUCCUGGGCUGCCUGUUUGGGAUGGUGAUUGUCCUUGGGGUGGUGUACUACUGCCUCCGGAAGAGGCGCCAGCAGGAGGAGAAGCACAAGAAGGCUGCCAUCAACAUGAAGAAGACCAUCAUUGAGCUGAAGUAUGGGCCGGAGAUGGAGGCGACCAGCAUCUCCCAGCUGUCCCAAGGGCAGAUGCUGGGCGGCGAGACGAUGACCCGCAUCCCCUACCUCCCUUCCGUGGGGGAAGUCGAGCAGUACAAGCUGAUCGACAAGAGCGAGACCCCCAAGGCCACGAAGGGCAACUACAUGGAGGUGCGUACGGGCGAGCAGCCCGAGAGGAGGGACUGCGAGCUGCCCCUGCAGCCCGACAGCCAGAGCUCGGUGGCGGAGAUCUCCACCAUCACGAAGGAGGUGGACAAGGUCAACCAGAUCAUCAACAACUGCAUCGAUGCCUUGAAAUCGGAGUCCACCUCCUUCCAGGGGGUGAAGUCGGGGGCGGUGUCCACGGCCGAGCCUCAGCUGGUGCUCCUGUCUGAACAGAUCCCGAGCAAACACAGCUUCCUGGCUCCAGUCUACAAGGAGAGCUACAACCACCCCCUGCAGAGGCACCACAGCAUGGAGGGGCCCCCCAAGCGCUCCAGCACCUCUUCCAGCGGCUCCGUCCGGAGCCCCCGAUCCUUCCGCUCCGAGGGCUCCGCCCACAAAUCCGAAGCCAAAUAUAUCGAGAAGACGUCUCCAACCACAGACACCAUCCUCACUGUGACGCCGGCGGCCGCCAUCUUGCGGGCCGAGGCCGAGAAGAUCCGCCAGUACAGCGAGCACCGGCACUCGUACCCAGGGUCCCACCAGGGGGAGCAGCAGCACGAGAGUAUGGGCGUGCGCAAGCCUUCCAUCUUGGAACCUUUGACCAGGCCCCGGCCCAGGGACUUGGCUUACUCUCAGCUCUCCCCCCAGUACCACAACCUGAGCUACACCUCUAGCCCAGAGUACACGUGCAAGCCUUCCCACAGCAUCUGGGAGCGCUUCAAACUGAACCGCAAGCGCCACAAAGACGAGGAGGAGUACAUGGCGGCUGGCCACGCCCUACGCAAAAAGGUCCAGUUUGCCAAAGACGAGGACCUGCAUGACAUCUUAGACUACUGGAAAGGGGUGUCUGCCCAGCACAAGUCCUGAGUCCUCAAAACCUGUAACUCGUGACUUAAUACUGGACCAAAACAAAACAAACGAAAUCAGCAGCAGCUAUUUUUAAUCCAGACUUGUCUUUAAAAACACACAUACACACACAAAAAUAAAUAACUUAUCUAUAAUUAUUCUAUAUAAUGUAACAGAGAGAGAGAGGUAUUAAAAUAUUGUCUCGCAUUCGUGAGAUCCACACCAAAUUUGAAAAGAGAAAGGGAGGGAAACACCUACAAUGUUGAAAAACUAAUAGGUAAAUGGUGGAGUGGGGGAGAAAUGUUUUCUUUUUAUAAAAAAAAGCAGAAAAAAUGAAUUUAAAAAAAAAACCUGAGUGAAAAACAACAGGGAAAGAGAAAGAGAGGCACAAAAUGAAAGGAAUACUGGAGUAACCACGACUGCAUCGCAUGACUCAUGAAUCUGUGGUUUCUUGUGGACUCUGUGUACAGUUUUGUCUUCUUCUUCCUUUCAGUAACCAAAAAGUAAAAAACGAAACACACACACACACAAAAAGGUAAAUCAGAAAAAGUUAGCAGAAGGUGUGUUUUUUUUUUAUUAAAAAAAUAAACAUUAAAAAGAUAAUUCUUUUUGGGCCUUUUGCAAAUGGAGUCUUCCAGUUUAGACUACGAACCGCCUGAAGUCCCAUUUGUGCAUUUCUUUCGUGAAGUGUGUGUCGCCUUGUAAAAACCGACACCGCUCUAUUGUACAGAGAGAGAAAAAGAAAUUCUAUAUUUGCAAAUGUUUGCUGUAUAAUGAGAGAGAGAGAAAGAGAAAGGAAAAAAAUAUUACAUCUACUAAAAGAAAUAUAUCUAUAUAUUCACCUGUUUGUACCAGGUUUUAAUCAUGGAU